Molecule: messenger RNA, 366 nt
Organism: Geodia barretti
Lineage: Eukaryota; Metazoa; Porifera; Demospongiae; Tetractinellida; Geodiidae
Source: the annotation of a GenBank genome assembly
AUGAGAGCAACUCUGUCUGAAGUCAAAUUGUUUGUAAUAGAUGAGAUUUCUAUGGUUUCCAGUAUCAACCUGGCCUUUGUACACAUGAGACUAGAGGAGUUGUUUGGUAGCAGUGAGUGGUUUGGGUCUCGGAACAUGUUGUUUGUAGGUGACCUCCUCCAACUGCCACCUGUCCAUGGGAAUCCUGUUUUUGAGAAGGUUGCCACUAAGUCAAUACUGUCCCAACUAGGGUGUGCAGCAGCCAUAAAUAUUUGGAGAGAUUGUGUUACCUAUGAUGAGUUGAUUAUCAAUGAAAGACAGAAAAAUGAUCCACAGUUUUCCUCCAUGUUGGACUGUGUGAGACGUGGUUGUCCAACCAAGAAAACU